AUGUUAUUCAGUAAAUAUUAUUUAAAAAAACAAAAGAAAAAUAUUUAUAAUUAUAUAAUAUUUUGUAAAUGGAAAUUUACAAUUAAAUUUACAAUAUUAUUAUCAAUAUUUUCAAUUGGUUAUUAUGAAAUUUUAACUAAAUCAUAUUUUAUUUUAUUUCAAAAUUCAUCAUGGUUUGUAGUUACUUUUUUAUAUGUAGCAUCACCAAGUGUUGGUGCAAGUGGUUUUUAUUGUAUGCGUUUUUUUGGUACUUUAUUAGGAGUAUUCUCAGCAUACGUCGUUGGUGUAUUAUUUUCAUUGGCAGAUUCAGAUGGUACUAAAGGUUUAGCAUAUAUUGCGUUAACUUUUACAUUAGUAUUUUCAAUACAUUUCUUUGUUCGUGGUAAACCAAUUCAAUCAUUUGGUAAUUUCUUUAUUCUAUCCUAUGCUACUAUAACUUUUCCAGAAUAUACUGAAGAUCAUGCACUAAUAAUUACAAGCAUUUCAUAUAUCAUUAGCAGUGUUUGUAAUUAUGUUAUCUUCAAUUCUCAUCUUACCAUAUUAUGA
Molecule: messenger RNA, 546 nt
Organism: Dictyostelium discoideum AX4
Lineage: Eukaryota; Evosea; Eumycetozoa; Dictyosteliales; Dictyosteliaceae
Exons: 2
Coding region: 1-546 (181 amino acids)
Source: RefSeq, a predicted model, not a curated record